AGGUAGUGUGCCUAACUGCUAACUCUUGCACCAAACAUCUCUCUCCAUGUCUUGGCCUGAGUCCAACCGCAGGGAGGGAGAACGUCUCAACACUUCCUGCAUUUGUCAGUCUAACGUAGGCUGUGAGAUAUAGGAAGCAAUACUCAGCCUUAUCACUGAGGCACAGACAGAAAACAUUCUCGGCCACUCCACAAAAAGGCAGCGAACAUUCUCAGCCACUCCACAAAAAGGCAGUGAACAGACAGAACCACCCGUCAGGAAAAAAAUUGAGUGUUUAGCUUUGUGGGGGAUUUCUGCAAUCAAGUAAUUCAGUCUCCGUUAGCAAAGAGGCAAGGAAAGCGGGUGCAUAAAGCUUUAAGAGGGUUUCUCAUUCCUUCUACAAUCGUUUCCAGGCUCAGCUGCAGAACUCGGAGAACAAUCUCCUUCCCCCCCACCCCCGCACACACACCCCCCAAGAUGCUGUCAAACUGUCUGUCGUUCGUGAGCUGUGUUUGCACAGUGUUAGCCAUGUCUGGCUCCAGCUCCUACCACAAGGAAAAGGAGAGUCUGGAGAAACAGCACCACCGGGUACAGCAUGGACCGUGCAGCUACACCUUCCUGCUCCCCGAGGUGGACAACUGCCGCUCAGACCCCGACUUCCAAAUGUCUAACUCGCUGCAGAGAGACGCUCCUCCCCCUGCGGAGCCCAACUGGUCCAACAAACGCCUACAGCAUCUCGAAGGCGUGAUGGAGAACAACACCCAGUGGCUGCAAAAGCUGGAAAGCUAUAUCCAGGACAGUGUGAAGACCGAGAUGGUUCAGAUCCAACGCAACGCGGUGCAGAACCAGACAGCAGCCAUGCUUGAGAUCGGCACCAGUCUGCUGACCCAAACCGCGGAGCAAACACGCAAACUUACCGAUGUAGAAACCCAGGUACUCAAUCAGACAUCAAGACUCGAAAUACAGUUGUUGGAGAACUCGCUUUCAACCAAUAAACUGGAGAAAGAAAUUCUGGUGCAGACACAGGAGAUCAGCAAACUCCAUGAAAAGAACAGUUUUUUAGAGAAGAAGGUUCUGGAAAUGGAAGGCAAGCAUGACGUGGAGCUUCAGUCAAUCAAGGCUGAGAAAGUGGAGAUGCAGCAGCUACUGGUGAAGCAGAGUGCGGUGAUGGGAGAGCUGGAGAGACAGCUGAGCACGGCAACCCACAACAACAGCCUCUUACAGCAGCAGCAGAUGAUGCUCAUGGACACUGUCCACAACCUGCUGAAAAUGGUCUCCCACGGCAAUGACUAUACAGAAGAUACAAAGGAAAAUCGAGUGUUUAAGGACUGCGCUGAGGUAUACCAAGCUGGUCUGACCACAAGUGGAGUUUACACACUACAUAUGCCCAAUACCACUGACACUGUUAAGGUUCUCUGUGAUAUGGACACGAGUGGAGGGGGUUGGACUGUGUUCCAACAUCGCCAGGACGGGAAGGUGGAAUUUCACCGGGAUUGGAAGGAGUACCGGCUGGGCUUUGGGGACCCAGCGGGCGAAUACUGGCUGGGAAAUGAAUUUGUUCACCUUCUCACCAGCCAGUCUCCACACGUACUGCGUAUUCAGCUGAAGGACUGGGAUGGAAACGAAGCGUUUUCACUGUUUGAUCGAUUCUCUUUGGGGAGUGAAGAGCAGAAGUACCGGCUCCACGUAAAGGGUUACAGUGGCACAGCCGGCAGAACCAGCAGCCUCACUCCUUCUGGGACACGAUUCAGCACGAGGGACGAGGACAAUGAUGAAUGUGGCUGCAAAUGCUCGCAGAUGGCGUCUGGAGGAUGGUGGUUUCAGGCCUGUGGACCUUCUAACCUGAAUGGCAUGUAUUACUCAGGCCGGAUGAACGCAAUUCGAUUUAAUGGGAUCAAGUGGCACUACUGGAAGGGCACACACUACUCCCUCAAGUCCACCACCAUGAUGAUUCGACCUGUGGGAUUUUGAGCAGAAGCACAGGAAAUCAGUUGAGGAACCCCCUCCCCCAGGCAAGGAGCACUCCACGGUCACCACACGACCCCCUGUUCCGUUUGUUCCACAUGUUGACUGUCACUAGGGUCUUGCAAAGUUGAAGAGGCUCUGUUGACCACAGCAAUCUUUCUGUACCUCCUUUGGCCCUCAAAAGUGUUGAUGAGGAGAUUCUCUCGGAGGGAAUGUGGGAAGGAGAAUAUUAAAUGCAUUUCAACUAGUGUCUGAAAGUAACAAGCCCCUCUCUCCAACCCUCCCCUCCCUCUAGGUUUUUUGCAGUUUAACCUGACUGAUGCCAAUAUCUUGCUUGUUGACGUAAUCCAGAUUUGGUAAAUAGAUUAGAAACUGUUAAAUCCUUCUUCUCGCUCCCCCCACCCCCUCCGGAGUCAUGAUCAUCCUGUUUACAUUUCCAUGUCUCUCCCCUCAGCAGAGACCAGCUCCACUGAUUGCAUUAAAAUGAAAUCAGUACACUCCACGUCCCCAUACCAGAACUUGGGAAAAACUCUGUUCCAAGGAAACACUGAUGUCUUUUCCUCAGUGUAUUGGCCAUCACUGCUGGGUUUUGUUACAACCGAUGCUGUCAUUCGUUCAAACUUCAUCUUGCUUUGAUGUGAGUUUCACAUUUUGUAACUUAAUGUUUUAUAGUGAGCACGAUAAAUAAUUAACGGCCUUCUCAUACCCAUGUCAUUUCUCUUUCUCUCACUCCCUCCUGUCACAUCUUCCAAUACAUCAGUUGGACAAAUUAUUGGAUGAUUUUAUCUGGAGCCCAUAUUAGAAGUUGAAAGUUUCCCCAGUUGCUGAUCUUCAGCUGGAUCGAAGGAGGAAAAUGUGAUGUGUGAUAUCACCAGUGAGAAUAUCACAUGUUGCAUUUUUGCCCCUUCCCCAUCCAAAGAAUUUUGGCAGUAAUACAAUAAUUUGGGAUCUGGGAAUCUGCACGAUGAUGUUCAAGGAUCCCUCUGAUUGACCAGGGAGCUGACUCAGGAUAAGGGUGGACAAUGCACAUGAUGCUGAUAUUCAAUGUGGCUACAAAACAUGUUGUUGAUCUGAAUUAGGAAGAGCCUUAAAGCAGUCAGCUUCUUUUAGCUGCUAUUAAUUUGUCAGAACAAGCUUGUAUUGUUAGUCUAAUAAAUACAAGAACUGCUCUUGCUUUAAAGUCCCAUCAUGUGCAUAAACCUAAUUAGCUGUUUAACAGUAUAUGAACUUUGAAAUGAUUGCAAUAGCUGAGCCAGACUGGUUGGGAAAAACAGUUAAUUUUUUUACAAGGAGUUUCAGUUUGGGGGAGAAUUCAGAGGUUCUUCUCUGCAGUAAUGUGUUUAAUUUAUCUAUUUUCCCUGUGUUUUUGCACAUCUGCCACUGCGUUGGUGGAUGACUGACCUUCUCUCGGGCAACUAGAGAUACAGGGAAACAGCAAAAGUGACCUGUGACUCUUGCUUGCUUUACAUUAUACCUGUACGGAAACUGUGGGCCAUUAUUGGUCAGGUCAGUGGGAGGUGGAAGCGAGAGGAUGGGGACAUGAACUCUAAUUGCUCUCUGGCUUUGCUACUUCCUGACAACAGAUUUCACGGCAACUGUAGAGGCCGCUGCUAAAUGCUACAAAGAUACUGGCUAAAUAAAGGUGACUGGCUUUUGGUAUUUGCUCCUUCCAACAUACAGUGACUGGUGUGUGCAGUCUGAUGUGGCUAGUUUCAGGAGAUGUUUUAUUUCUUCUGUUUAUCUAAUCUCUUACUUAGCAAAGCCAGAGAUUGAGUAGUAUAUUGCAUUAAAACGCCCUCUGUCUUUUCUCUUCUAGAGACCCAGAUUGAAAUUCAGGUCUAAGGCGCCCAAUGGGAUAAGUAUCUGCUCAGGCAGCUCAAUGGCUGCUCAGUGCAAUGGACUAUUUUGUAGGCAAACAUAGCAGACAAUUUGACGAGACAUUCCGGGUGAACACGUACUCACAAGGGUAUGAAAUGAUUCCAAAUUGCCACUAACUUUGCAAUCUUUAAAGGAGAUGAAAGUUUCUGGUGGGAAGCAGGAAGUGUCAGUCUGGUUGGGUGGAUGGUGCUUUGGGGAAAUUGGAGUCUGGACACUUUAUUGGAGAGGAAGUAAAGGAAGUUUUUUUUAAAAAAAGUGUAAAUAUGUUGUGUUUGAUUUGGGAGUGCUUCGUUCUGACGAGCAGUAAAACGUGGAGGUCACCACCCAAAGCAUUGGUCUUUUUUUUUCUUCAUUGCCAGCAGGAUGGGGGUUACGAGGAGAACAGGAGGGGGUAUAUGCUGGAGGGAUGAGAUAAGAUCAGACUAAAGGACCUACUUCAUUCAAAGCAAACUUAUAAUUUUAAUGAAACGUUUGGAAUCUUCAUUUUGCUCAAGUGAAUUUGAGAAAUACGAGAGAAGCAAGGGAUGGGGGAGACGGGGUGGGGGGGAGACGGCUUUCCUGGGUUUACGUCCUUACCUCCUGAGUACAAAAGGGGGCGGCCACAAUCCCAUCCCCAUUAGAUCAGAUGAUUUAGGUGUCACAUUGGUGACAUCCAUUGUGUACAAACACGGUGAGGUAGUGAGAGUGCAGGAACACACAGCUGGGCCAGUGAUUGGUAGUCUACCCUGCUUAAGCGUAAUUGUGAAUCUGAUUUUAAUUGCCAUUCUAUUUGCUGUUAGCAUUGAGAAAUUACCAGUGAUCCUAAUCGAUUAUUAAUCAUGUAAUCCUAUUAAUCUUCCAUUUUAUCCCCCCUCUCCCCCACCCCCCCACACACACACCUUAAUCGCCAGCAUAAUGCACAAAUCACAUGUUGAACUUUAGUCUGUUAAACAAACGCUGGUGGUAAAUCCUGUGGUUUAAUUCCUAAAUUAAACAAUUGGGAGUAUGUUCCCAGCAGGACAUACCAUACCAGGUUGAGCAACAACAUUCAUUUAUUUAAAGUUCAACACGAUUGUUUUUUUACAGGAACAACUAAGGCCAAUCAAUUAAAAACCUCUCUCUGAAUUGUACUGUAACUCGACCAUUCUUAUGUUUGCGAAUCCUCUAGGUCAUGUCAAAGUAAAUGGAACAUGAGUGAAAGAUUCAACUAAUUUUCCUGCUUAAAUAUACACUCAUCCAGCAUUCAAAGCUUUAAACCCAGUCUAUUGGUCGUUAUUUCUGGGAAACAAAUCUGUUAUGAUAUUACCUUAACAGUUCCCCCACUUCUAAAUACUGUAAAAGAUUACCGUUAAUCUUUUUUAAGAAUAUAUAUUAAUUGUACAUCUGUUUUAUGUAUUCAACACUUUUAAUAUCCUUUACCUUGGGCAUAAAAUUUACAGUAGUCAUUUGGGAUAAUUUAAUUAUUUGAUUUUCUUUUAAUGUUCAUCCAAUAUAUCAUAUAGAACUGUGUAACAAUGUCAGGAUGUUUCAUUUUUGUAUUAAAGGGAUAAUAUAUAAAAUAAAUGUUUCCGAACUUUCCCCCUCACCCCACCACAAAUCUGACUUUUGUUUUGUGUCCGUGUGGAGUAACAGGUGUUAAACAAUGG
Callorhinchus milii (elephant shark) is the source of this 5447-nucleotide messenger RNA. RefSeq names its product angiopoietin 2b (gene angpt2b). Bases 457 to 1950 code for a protein of 497 amino acids. Gene Ontology annotation, biological process: Tie signaling pathway. Gene Ontology annotation, molecular function: receptor tyrosine kinase binding. NCBI's taxonomy places the organism in Eukaryota, Metazoa, Chordata, Chondrichthyes, Chimaeriformes, Callorhinchidae. The record is from RefSeq and is a predicted model, not a curated record. The transcript has 9 exons.